GAGGUGUGUAUUUUAAGGAACUGUUUAUAUUCAAAUAAAGUUACGUCACUUAUGGUAUUGUGCUGCAGCGUGCAGGCUUGACAGAGCACAAGAAGAAGCAAGGUCACAUCGGUUAUGUUGUCUUUGCGGAGGCUAGUAUCCCUAAAAAAGUUUUCAAGGUGCACUCCUUCUGCAAGCCGUGCAUUUCAUUUCACAGUAGAUGGAUCAAGAAGCUCGGACAAAACAACUAGGGGAGAGCUGAGUCGUCAGUAUCCAGUUAUUGAUCAUACAUAUGACUGUGUUGUUGUUGGAGCAGGUGGCGCUGGUUUGAGAGCAGCAUUUGGUUUGGCAAAUGCUGGCUUUAAAACAGCAUGUGUGACCAAGUUAUUUCCAACAAGAUCCCACACUGUUGCUGCACAGGGUGGUGUAAAUGCAGCUUUAGGCAAUAUGGAAACUGAUAAUUGGAUAUGGCACAUGUAUGAUACAGUUAAAGGAUCUGAUUGGUUGGGAGACCAGGAUGCAAUACACUACAUGACACGUGAAGCACCACAGGCUGUAUACGAAUUAGAAAAUUAUGGCAUGCCUUUCAGUCGAACAGAAGAGGGACGUAUUUAUCAAAGAGCUUUUGGAGGACAAAGUUUAAAUUUUGGUAAAGGCGGGCAAGCACAUCGUUGUUGCGCUGUUGCUGACAGAACUGGGCACUCCCUGCUACAUACAUUAUAUGGACAGUCACUUCGAUACGACUGUCAAUAUUUCAUUGAAUAUUUCGCUAUGGACCUGCUAAUGGAUAAAGGUAGAUGCUUGGGUGUGAUGGCACUUAAUUUAGAGGAUGGCUCAUUGCAUCGAAUUAAAGCCAAAAAUACAAUCAUCGCUACUGGUGGCUAUGGACGUGCUUACUUUUCAUGCACGUCUGCUCACACUUGCACUGGUGAUGGCACUGCAAUGGUAACACGAGCAGGACUACCCAAUGAAGAUCUUGAAUUUGUACAGUUUCACCCAACUGGUAUAUAUGGUGCUGGUUGUCUCAUCACAGAAGGAAGCAGAGGGGAAGGUGGAUAUCUAUUGAACAGCGAGGGUGAACGAUUUAUGGAACGCUAUGCACCGACUGCUAAAGAUUUGGCAUCACGUGAUGUGGUGUCACGUUCAAUGACAAUUGAAAUGAGAGAAGGAAGAGGUUGUGGACCUGAGAAAGAUCACAUUCACUUGCAAUUGUCUCACUUACCUGCUGACGUAUUAAAGACUCGCUUACCUGGUAUUUCGGAGACUGCUAUGAUUUUUGCUGGUGUUGAUGUUACACGAGAUCCUAUUCCAGUCCUGCCAACUGUACAUUACAACAUGGGAGGUGUGCCUACCAAUUACUUGGGACAGGUAUUGGAUCACAAAGAUGGUAAAGAUGUUUUGAUUGAUGGUCUUUAUGCUGCUGGUGAAGCUGCUUGUGCGUCAGUGCACGGUGCAAACAGGCUUGGUGCAAACUCCCUAUUGGAUCUUGUCAUCUUUGGUCGUGCAUGCGCACUUGAUAUUAUUGAUAAACACAAGCCAGGCGAUAAGAUCCCAGAUAUUCCAUCGAAUGCCGGUGAGGAAUCAGUUGCAAAUUUGGAUAAAGUGAGAUUUGCGAAUGGACGAACACCUGUUGCUGCUUUGAGAUUGAAAAUGCAAAAGACUAUGCAAGAUUACGCCUCUGUGUUUCGAACUGGCGAUGUUCUGAAGGAAGGCUGUGUGAAAAUGGCGGAAAUUUACAAUGAACUCGAAGAUAUCAAGUUGUAUGAUCGCGGCAUGGUGUGGAAUACGGACCUCGUGGAAGCACUCGAACUUCAGAACUUAAUGAUAAAUGCUGUGCAGACUAUUGAAAGCGCAGAAGCAAGAAAAGAAAGUAGAGGAGCGCAUGCGCGAGAAGAUUUUAAGGAUCGGCUUGAUGAAUACGAUUAUAGUAAACCUUUGGAAGGACAAGUAAAAAAACCAAUGGAACAACAUUGGAGAAAACACACGUUAAGCUACCAAGACCCUGAAACUGGAAAGGUUACGCUAGCAUAUCGAGCUGUUAUUGAUGAAACCCUGGAUGAGAAAGAAUGCGCUACUGUUCCACCGGCUGUACGAUCGUACUAAAAUAAAGUAUUAAUUUUUUUGUAAAUAUGCAUAUCUUGCAAAUAAUGUUAUCUUCUUACUGAAA
Molecule: messenger RNA, 2146 nt
Organism: Hydractinia symbiolongicarpus
Lineage: Eukaryota; Metazoa; Cnidaria; Hydrozoa; Anthoathecata; Hydractiniidae
Product: succinate dehydrogenase [ubiquinone] flavoprotein subunit, mitochondrial-like
Exons: 16
Coding region: 115-2082 (655 amino acids)
Biological process (GO): mitochondrial electron transport, succinate to ubiquinone; tricarboxylic acid cycle
Molecular function (GO): flavin adenine dinucleotide binding; succinate dehydrogenase (quinone) activity; electron transfer activity
Source: RefSeq, a predicted model, not a curated record